AUGAAACUAAAUGAUACACUGAUCCAUCCGGCAGCCUUCCUCUUAGUGGGUAUUCCUGGAUUAGGGUCCAACACUCACUUCUGGAUGGCCUUCCCACUCUGUUUUAUGUAUGCCAUGGCCACUUUGGGCAACCUCAUCAUUGUCCUCAUCAUCCGUGCUGAUCAGACCCUUCAUGAACCCAUGUAUCUCUUUCUGGCCAUGCUCUCCACCAUUGAUAUGAUCCUGUCUUCUGUCACUAUGCCUAAGAUGGCCAGCCUCUUCUUCACGGGAAACCAAGAGAUAGAGUUCAACCUCUGUCUGACUCAGAUGUUUCUUAUCCAUGCAUUGUCAGCCAUGGAAUCAGCUGUGCUUUUGGCAAUGGCCUUUGAUCGCUUUGUGGCUAUCUGCCAUCCUCUACGCCAUGCAUCUGUUCUCACAGCACCUGUUGUGGGGAAAAUUGGACUGGCAGCUCUUGCCAGGGGCUUUGUCUUCUUUUUCCCUUUACCCUUCAUCUUGAAGAGAUUGUCCUAUUGCCACAGUAAUACAGUCACCCAUUCCUUCUGCCUCCAUCAAGACAUCAUGAAGCUCUCCUGCACAGAUACCACAGUCAAUGUUGUCUAUGGGCUCUUUAUCAUCCUCUCUGUCAUGGGAGUUGACUCACUUUUCAUUGGUUUCUCCUACAUUCUGAUUCUACAGGCUGUGCUGGGGCUAUCUUCCAGGGGGGCUGCCUUCAAGGCCUUCAAUACCUGUAUCUCUCAUCUCUGUGCUGUCCUGGUGUUCUAUGUGCCCCUCAUUGGCCUGUCUGUGGUGCAUCGGCUGGGUGGCCCCACUUCACUGCUCCAUGUGGUCAUGGCCAAUGUUUAUCUCCUACUUCCCCCUGUUGUCAAUCCCAUUGUUUAUGGGGCCAAAACAAAGCAGAUCAGGGUUAGAAUUCUCCAUAUGUUCCAACACGAGGCUGGGUAA
Monodelphis domestica (gray short-tailed opossum) is the source of this 942-nucleotide messenger RNA. It is a transcript of the gene OR51D1, whose product is annotated as olfactory receptor family 51 subfamily D member 1. NCBI's taxonomy places the organism in Eukaryota, Metazoa, Chordata, Mammalia, Didelphimorphia, Didelphidae. Gene Ontology annotation, biological process: G protein-coupled receptor signaling pathway. Gene Ontology annotation, molecular function: G protein-coupled receptor activity; olfactory receptor activity. The record is from RefSeq and is a predicted model, not a curated record. Gene Ontology annotation, cellular component: plasma membrane.